GACGCACAUCUUUUCAGUCGCUUUAAUUGACGCUGUUGUAUUUGCUGGCCGUUUUCGACAGGAAAUCUAUCCAAAAUCUGAAGAGAGAAAACGGAACUCUAUCUUAUUGUUACAUUCGUCUGUUUUAAAGCUUGACCUCCGUACGUGACCUCGAAUUUCCGGAAUUCUUUCUUAUGCAAAUUAUCCAAAAUGGCGCUGUGCUUCUGAAUUGUCGUCGUUAUUCCACUACAUAAUUUGUUUUAAACGAUUAUUUAGUAAUUUUGCUGUCCAGUUUAGCUUGAUUAAUUAAUAUUACAUCAAUAAAAGAAUAUGAAGCCGGUCACAUCCAAGAUUUUCUUCGUCUUUGCGUUGUUAGUGUUAUCAGUUGAAAGCCAAGAUGACUAUGAUACGUGUAAUUUAGAUAAAACUGUAGAAGAAAACACAGUCAUUCAGCUGAAAGCUUCUAAGAUGAAUGGUGCAGAGUUUUUGGGUUCAACCUUUCCUGACACAUUAGAAGAGUGUUAUUACAACAUGCUGUAGUGACCCAAGUUAUCCUACAUGUACCGUGGCUGUGUUCAACUAUGAUAAAGAGAAAGAAAUACAGUCAUGUAGCUUAAUCCAGUGUGAUCCAUUAGAUCAGUGUGUGUUUUCAACAAUGGAUAAUUUUACAACAGUGACGAUGGUCAGAACUACACUUACAGUUGAAGAUGAAACGUCAACUGCCAACACUUCCGAAGGAGAAGAACACAUAGGAGCUACUGAAGUAGAAGAAGUUGGAGGAGUUAGUGACGGGGAUUAUGAUGAUACGACAGUUCAACCUCAUAUCACAACUAAGCCAACCUUUACAACACAGAAAACAGCUACAGAAAAGGAAGAAACACAAACAGAAAACGAAGAAACAACUGCUUCAGAGUCAACUGAAGAGGGUAAUGAAGAGACAACAAGUGGAGAUGAGUCAACCAAACCAUCAGAAGCAACUGAAAAGCCGGAAAACAAAGAGCCAACUGAUGCACCGUAUUAUACAACCCUAGGAUUUGAUGAACAAACUGAUGCUAAUGUUGCUAACUUGACAAACUUUGAUCACAAACUUUAUGAUCAAACAUCAACAGGUGCAUUAGUCGCUGCCAUGUGUUUUGGGAUCCUCUUCCUCUUUGCAGUCAUGGUGUUGCUUGGCAAGAGAGCUUAUGAAAGUUACCAAAGAAGACAUUAUUCGAAAAUGGAUUACCUCAUCAAUGGAAUGUACAACUAACAACCUCCAUACUCGCCAUGCUCACAAGGAACUAUGGGUAAUUUAUUUCCAUGGCGACUGAGCAUGCUCAUAUGGAGCUAUGAAGCUAAUGGCGGCAUGCUUCCAAGUAAUUUAUUCAAAAUUAUUAGUAAGCAAGUAUAAUUUUUCAUGCAAUACCAGCUUAGCGUGGUAAAAUAGAUGACUUGUAAUUAUGCUUGCAUAAAAUCAGAUCUACCAUAUUCUAGAUCUUAUAAUAGUAUUUUAUUCACCUUGGCAAUCAUUAUUACAGUGGUACAGAAUUUAAAUGAGGUAAAUAUUUUAAUGAUA
Saccoglossus kowalevskii is the source of this 1534-nucleotide messenger RNA. RefSeq lists its product as uncharacterized. The record is from RefSeq and is a predicted model, not a curated record. Lineage: Eukaryota; Metazoa; Hemichordata; Enteropneusta; Harrimaniidae.